ACAAGACGACGAGUAAACAGCAGAUGUCUUUUUUUGCAUAGUAAAAUUAAUAAAAAUUAGUCAUCAAUUAAGUCAAUAAUUAAUUAUUAUCAUUGCGAAGAGACGGAGUCGGAAAGAAAGGACGAUUUAUAAGCACAUGUAAUAUAGCAGCUGCACGUCUACUAAAGAUUUCAUUACUUGAAAUAUUCUUGUGCAUGCUGUUCUUCAAGAGGAGAUGAACUUGACGUACCUCCAAACUUACUCAGUGGAGGGCCAGCUCACAUUUUGGGGUAGAGGUCACAACGUAAUUUGCUGGUCAUCUGAUAACCAAGUUGCUCUUGUACAGAAAAAAGGCGUCAAUGUUUAUGAUUGCCGACAAAAUACUGGGGCCCAAGCGAAGCCAUCCCCAACGCUGACCGUAUACCCAUCGCGCAUCGAUGUCUCCCACAAAUUACAUAUUUCCGACACAGGGAAUGUUACGAGCAGUGACGUUCUGUUUGACGAGGACAAGCAGAACAUCUUCGACUUGAUGAGAGAUCACAUUCUCCGCCCGCAUGGACAUGACUCGACUAUUUUCCAUAAUUACGUCACCAAAGCGGCCUGGUCUCCCAUCCCUGUUUACCGAGGUCGCGACACUGAAAGUCGCUGUAUUUUGGGCGUAAUAACCUCAACCCAUCAACUGUUUAUCUACGGACAAAGAAACCGACGAUUCACAUCUGAUCUGUGGACCGAACCCUGGGAGACCAUCCUAGAUAUCACGGAGACUUACAAUAAAUACCUGUGCGACCUUUGGAAAAAAGAUCAAGACGAUCUGGAGGGCAAGUCCUAUUUUGACACGUACAAAGAACGACUCUAUGAAAUUGCAAUUACAGAUUUUAUUUGGAUUCCUGACUGGAAACUGGACCCCGACUCGAAAUACACUGACGAAGUACAAGGAACCUUCAAAUCAUAUUUCAUGACUUUUCAUGCCAGUGGAGAUAUGUGCUUGUGGAAAAUAGUGGCGUCUAAAACAGUGAUGCCAAAGUAUUCGGUGCGAGUGGUGUACCGAAAGCAAGGGGUGGUUGCGAUUAAUGACAUAGUCUCCACAACAGCAUACUCAUUUGUUUCCGCCGACUUUGGUCUCCUCUUGGUUGGAACAAAUAAGGGGAAAAUCUUAAGCUUCAUUGUGAGUAAAUCGUCAGUGAAGCAGGAAAUGGAUGAGCAACAAGGGCAGCAGCAAAAGUAUGGCAUUGGGAAAGAACAGUGUUUAUGGGAAGAAGACUUGAUCCGAGUGGAACAUUUGAUGAUUUGUCCGCUAACAUCCGGCCGGAGAAAAAUUGACAUUAUUGCUGUGAAAAAUCCGAAUAUUGUCAUUGCCACGACUGCCUCACUAACCGAAUUCUGUCUGAAGGGAAGCGAGUUUUCCAUCGUGAAAGUUCCCUACGGUCCCAUUGUUGGAAUUCAAGUCAGAGAAAAGAGGGAAUUUUUACUCUCCCACGAGCCUGGACAACUCUCCCUCGUCUCUUUUAUAAAUGGAGAGUUGGAAUGCAUGGAGCAUUCUUCCAUCUCCAUCUUCGACCCGCAAAAGUCGACCAAGAAAAAGGCAAUUUUGAUCGGAGAGUCAGUCCAGAAACCUGGAAAGAAGGAGAAAAAGACGAAACAGAUCAAGGAUUCUGAUAAGAGGCUGAUAUUUCAAGGACUUGCUCUCUCCCCAAACAAAACCAUGAUGUGUGUAGCACGCACUGUUGGAGUGUAUUAUGACCAUUUGCAAAUUAGAAGGCCCACCCAGAUCGUCUUCUACUCAUUACUUCCUCCUACAGAACGACUGUUAGAUACAGUCCGAGAGUUGUACGCAGAGAAUGACUUGUCCCUUCGAGGAAUAGCAGAUGUUCUUGUUCCGUUCAGAUUUGCCCUUCGUGGUAAGUUUUCGGGCUCCUUGUUUAGCGAGAUUUUUAACUGGGCCAUCCCAUUGGAAGAGAAAAAAACACAAGAGUUGCAACUGCUCCUCUGGUGUUUGAGAGUUUUUCCGAAAACCGAUCCUACUGAAUGGGACGUUGCUGCUGCAGAAAAGCUGUUCAAUCCUUCCGCUAUGAAAGAAUUACAGGGAUUGGAAGCUUUGCAUAAAUACAGGAUCGAAUUAGUACUGGAUAGAAUUAUGCAGAGGAGGUGUGAAUCCCUGAUUCGUGCAGUAUUACAAAAUCAAGACAGAGCAGAAUUUUCUCUGGAUGAAGAACUCAACAAGCAAUGUUUGAAAGCAAUGGUUGAAUUUCUAAAUUCAAAGAGUCCUAAGAGCAACAAGCUUCCAAAGAUGCCGCAAUUUUCCUCUGAGCCACAUAUUCCAAUGUGUCACUGGUGCAAAGGGCCGCUGGAAUUUCCUCUCGAGAUGUUCUCCUUUGAUGAGGCGUUGAAGGACGUUGACAAGGAACUUAUGACUGGUUUAGCACAAGAACAAUGGUCUGGAUUCAAAUGGAACGUCCGACGUCAUCCAGUCAAAGAGUUUGGAGUGCACAAGCCAGAAAUCUGCAUCCUUACCCUUCUCCCGUUACAGUUUCCGUAUAGAAGAUGCUCAAAUUGCUACGUGUCUGCUCUCUUCGAACCAGCCUUUGGACAACUUCCUUAUUGUCCACUAUGCAAUGCAAUGAUGUAUCCGAACCAAGUGGUGAUUACAGCACCCCACAAAUUAACGAAAGGUGAACCCAUGGACGAAUUGGAUGAUCACCUCGAAAUGGAAUCGUUAGAAAACUUGUUUACUCACGAAAUUGAAGAUGUUCAUGAAUCGGAAUCCGACAGUGAAAGCGAAUAUGUUUCUGAUUCUUCCGAUUCUUAAUACUUCUUUUAUUUAUUUUCGUUUUUUGUUGAAAUUAGUUAAUAAACUUUAAUAAUUUAAUUCGUACUAGUAAAAA
Molecule: messenger RNA, 2861 nt
Organism: Folsomia candida
Lineage: Eukaryota; Metazoa; Arthropoda; Collembola; Entomobryomorpha; Isotomidae
Exons: 12
Coding region: 215-2785 (856 amino acids)
Biological process (GO): transcription initiation at RNA polymerase III promoter
Cellular component (GO): transcription factor TFIIIC complex
Molecular function (GO): histone acetyltransferase activity
Source: RefSeq, a predicted model, not a curated record